Messenger RNA from Pocillopora meandrina, 17151 nucleotides. The record is from the annotation of a GenBank genome assembly. NCBI's taxonomy places the organism in Eukaryota, Metazoa, Cnidaria, Anthozoa, Scleractinia, Pocilloporidae.
AAAGGCUAACGGUUAUAAGCCCGAUUGCUCUUUUAUUUUGCAACAGUUUCAGGUUAUUUUAUCCAACAGGGAAGGCUUUCUUGAUCUCGGCGACAUUCACUACAGCUAGUUGAUCGCAAAACCGUCUAUAUCAGUGGAGAUCAGUUGCAAGGUAUCGAUCAUCGUUUUAACUCUUUGUUUCUAUUGUUCAUUUAGUGUUUAUGGUGAAAGGAUGUUCGCAUUCAGAAGAUCGAAUUUCGUCGCUUUGAAAGCAGUGAGAAUGAACUCAACAUCCGUUUUAAUAAUUUCUUAACGACUCACCAGUCUUCUUUAUUUUAUUUUGCGGCUUAGUAAUUUUUAACACCUAUCGGGUGUGCAUUUUCUCGCGCUAAAACGAAGAACUUUUCAAUCUUGAAUCAUACAGUAUUAACUAAAGUAAACACUUUCAGCGAAACAUCUUGAGCGUGAAACUGCAGACUAGCAAUCAAGAUCUGUUCUAAAUCAUGUAUUGUUAUGAUUCAAAAGAUAGGGUAAAUGGGGAGUGAAAGAGAACCACGAGGGCGAUGGCAACAAGAACGUAGCGAAGCAAAUGAUCUAAUGAGCAAAACAAAAGCAAAACACGUGCGUUUUAAAACUUUGUACAUUUCUUAGCCGUCCCAUACAGAACAAAAACGUGAAAUCCCCAACUUUUACGCUCUCUUAGCUAGAAACCUCGAUAGCAAUUAAUUCAAGUUUUACAUUGAAUUCAACACUACAUUCACAUGUUAUGCAGAAGUGAAGAUGUCGUGCCGUCACAAACGGUUAACGCAUCGAGCUAUUGGCGAAAAUCUUACAGAGAAAUAAGUUACGUUUUUCCACAGGUCGCUGUAGUAACAACUUAAACUCUCUAAUCUUGUAAAUACCGCAGACUGAGAGUGUAUUUGUUCCUCAGCCAGCCUCCUACAGAGCGUAUUUUCAAUGAAGACGUUCGCUUUUGAAUUCAAUUUUAAUGGCGACUAAUAAGGGCAAUUAAUCGCACUAUCGGCACGCAUUGUGAUUCUGGAAGAUAAGAGACUUCCCUCAAGUUGGCUGUCUGAUGCAAGUUUAGACCCAAUACUUUGUUUACUUGAAAACGAGCUCCAUUUCCGAGUAAUUAUAGUCCUAGGCCCAGUUGUAUAAAAGCAGAUAACACUAUCCGACGGAUAAAUCGCCAUCCGGCAGAUACAUCGCUAUCCGGCGGAUAAAUCGCUAUCCGACGGAUAAAUCGCUAUCCGGUGGAUAAGGGAUAGCAAAACGUAUAGCGUUACCCACCGGAUAGAGUUUCAUCCGGUGGAUAGUGUUAUUCAACCUUCGAACAACCAGGGUCUUCUCUUUCUCAUAAACAGACCGAGUCGCUGUGUCUGUAGCUCGAGGCGGUGGACAGAUACUGCCACGCGAGAAUAAAUUUACCGCUUCUCGUCCCAUGUUAUUAAAAUUACGCCAAAGAGGUAUUCUAAAGCCAGCAAAACAAAACCUCGGUGGGCGUCAGUCAAACUAAGGUGUUAAUAUAAAAGAGUGGAUUGAUCCAAAGACAUAGCUUACAACUUCUUACCCAAAUCUAUUAGAAAACAUUCGCCUCUUGUUCGCUAUAUUGAAUUUUUCUCUCUGUGUUUGUUAUCAUGGGUUAAUUGCAAUACCAUUUGCUUUCGCUUUGACAGAUGACUUUCCCUCACCGCCUAAAGUUUGUGCUUUUUUUGAUAUGUUACAUGCGACAUGCACAUGCUUGUUUAUCAACAUGCUCAUGCUUUUGUAUGGCGGCAAAUUCAUCGAUGAUAACACAGGCAAACGCAUCCAUGGCUGCAGUAAAUAUAACAGCGUCUGAAGAUGGGACGAACACCACAGGUACCCCAAUGUCGGCGACAACAGGAGCGUCCGCUAUAGCCACAGUAGUACCAACCUCAACAACUCACGUUACAACCAAGUCAUCAAGUGCUGAUGGGAAUAUUACAACUGCCCCUGUCACAACAUCAUCUUCCAUGCAACAUGCACAUGCUUGUGCAUCAACAUGCUCAUGCUUUUGUAUGACGGCAAAUUCAUCCAUGAUAACACGGGCAAACCCAUCCACUACAGCUGUUCCUACAAUGUCUUCAAUGGUUGCAGAUAAUAAGACGGCGUCUAAAGAUGAGACGUACACCACAGGUACCCCAAUGUCGGCGACAACAAACGCGUUCGCUACAGCCACAGUACUACCAACCUCAACAACUCGCGUUACAACCAAGUCAUCAAGUGCUGAUGGGAAGAUUACAAGUGCCCCUGUCACAGUAUCAUCUUCCAUGUCCACCAUACGUAAUAGUAAGAGACAUUUUUGUAUUCUUAAAAACUAGGGACAACAGAAUGAAAGUUUAACAGUAUGGGGAAAGGUUUGAAUUUGGGUUUCUAGGGACAUGUCCCUCAAGAAACUUUGUUUAAUUUUCAAUUUUUGGUUUCUUUCUUUUUUCUCGUUUUCUAUUUUAUAUAAUUUCAUUUUCUAUUCCGUGUGAAAUUUUCGGGAUCAGUUCCUUUUUUUUUUUUUAUAUAAAACCCGUGAUCGGGCGUUGUACUGAAUUAUUAUUUCAUAGCUGUUCAUACAUUAAUUAAAGAAUAAACUGCAGAAGAAGGCCUAGUAUGGAGAAUAGACGACCCCAGUCUCUCACGAGAUUUUUGCUGACAGCAAUGACAGGUUACUAAGGAUAAAACAACAUGAAUUUUUAAAUCGUAUUUGUCGACGCGGACGAAUUAAAAAUUUUAGGAAUAAAACGACAAAAGAAGUCAAACCAAAGAGGUAAAUCUGAAACAAAAAGAAAAAAGAAGAGGAUUAAUAGCAAUGGAGAAGAUUAACACAAAUUACAUAAUUGAAACGUUAAAUUGCCUGAUAAGACGUAUGGCUUUGUUGAAGUGAAACAGAAUUUCACUUACCUUGAAAAAGAACACUGGAAACGUGUAAAUCUAUGUGAUAACGUUUCCCAGCGUCCGUCUCAGGUUGUUGUUGUUCAACUUUAAAAAAAUUGUUACAAAUCAUUCAUUUUACAACUAGUGGGUAUUACAGUGUAAUAAAACCGACAGGAAAAAUACCCUACACAAAUGGAGUGCUUUUGGAUUGAGCGUUUUAAACCCAAAACUAAAGUUAUCAGAGAGGGCCAAUCAGAAGAAAGGAGAAAUACCUUUCAGAGCCAAUAAGAUUCAAAAUAAAAACAAGUUAACUGACUAAAGCGCGAGCCAAAGUCGUGAUUGGCUUUAGUUUUCGAUCGAUGUGAUUAGUUGAGAGAGAAGCCCCGAGUGUUUUGGACCAAUCAUAAAACGAAGUAAAGCAACCCAUCGCCAUCUCGGAUUACUUUCGCCAUUGAAUUGAUAAUUGCUCAAUCUUAUUAAACAAACUAAUUGAUUCAAUUUUACUAUUUUGUAGAUGCUGCCACAACAUCUGCAAAGGCUGUAGUUGACAAUACAGCGUCUAAAGAUGGGACGUCCACCACAGGAACUCCAAUGACGGCGACAAAAAAAGUGUCCCCUACAGCCACAGUAGAACCAACCUCAACAACCCACGAUACAACCAAUUCAUCAAGUACCGAUGUGAAGAUUACAAGUCCCUCUGCCACAACAUCAUCUUCCAUGUCCACCAUUCGUAAUGGUAAGAGACAUUUUGUAGUCUUAAAGAAUUUGGGUUUCUAGGGACAUGUUCCUCAAGAAACUUUGUUUUAAUUUUAAGUUUUUCUCUCUCUUGCUUUCAUUCUUUUUUCCACGUUUUCCAUUCUAUGUAAUUUAAUUUUUUAUUUUCUGUGUGAAAUUGUCGGCAUAAUUACCUCUUUUUUUUAUAAAACCGUAAUCGCGCGUUAUACUUAAUCAUUAUUUCAUAGCUGUUCAUGCAUUAAUCUAAGAAUUACUUGUACGAACAGGCCCAUUUUGGAGAAUGAACGGCCCCAGUCUCUCACGGGAUUUGUGCCGACAGUAAUGACAGGUUGCCAAGAGUAAAAUAUUAUGAAUUUUUAAAUCAACUAAGAACAACAGAAUGAAAAUUUAACAGUAUGGGAAAAGGUUGGAAUCUGGGUUUCUAGGGACAUGUCCCUCAAGAAACUUUGUUUUAAUUUUCAAUUUUUCUCUCUCUUGCUUUCUUUCUUUUUUCUCGUUUUCUAUUUUAUAUAAUUUCUCUUUUUAUUUUAUUUUAGACGAUACAGCGUCUAAAGAUGGGACGUCUACCACAGGAACUCCAAUGACAGCGACAAAAAAAGCGUCCGCUACAGCCACAGUAGAACCAACCUUAACAACCCACGAUACAACCAAGUCAUCCAGUGCUUCUGUGAAGACUACAAGUCCCUCUGUCACAACAUCACCUUCCAUGUCCACCAUUUCUAAUGGUAAGAGAUAUUUUGUAUUCUUUUAACUAAGGACACCAAACUGAAAAUUUAACAGUAUGGGGAAAAGUUAAAAUUUGGGUUUCUAAGGGCAUGGAAAAGAAAAAGAAAAAGGAAAAGAAGAGGAUUGAUAGCAAUGGAGAAGAUUAACACGAAUUAAAUAAUUGAAACGUCAAAUUGCCCGAUAAGACGUAUGGCUUUGCUAAAGUGAAACAGAAUUUCACGUACCAUGAGAAAAAAAACUGGAAAUGUGUAAAUCUAUAUGAUAACGUUUCCCAGCGUCCGUCUCGGGUUCUUGUUCAACUAUAAAAAAUUAUUACAAAUCAUUCAUUUUACAACUAGGAGGUAUUACAGUAUAAUAAAACCGACUGGAAAAAUACCUUACACAAAUAGAGUGCUUUUGGAUUGAGUGUUUUGAACCCAAAACCAAAGUUAUCACAGAGGGUCAAUCAGAUGAAAGAAGAAAUACCUUUCAGAGCUGAUGAGAUUCAAAGUAAAAACAAGCAAACUGCCCCAAGCGCGGGCCAGCGCGUGCGACAAAGUCGUGAUUGGCUUUAGUAUUCGAUCGAUGUGAUUGGUUGAGAGGGUAGCCGCGAGUGUUUUGGACCAAUCAUAGAACGAAGUAAAGCAACCCAUCGCCGAUCUCGGAUUACUUUCGCCAUUGAGUUAGAAAUUGCUCUAUCUUAUGAAACAAACUAAUUCAUUCAAUUUUACUAUUUUGUAGAUGUUGCCACAACAUCUGCAAAGGCUGUAGUUAACAAUACAGCGUCUAAAGAUGGGACUUCCACCACAGGAAGUCCAAUGACGGCGACAAAAAAUGCGUCCGCUACGGCCACAGUAGAACCAACCUCAACAACCCACGAUACAACCAAGUCAUCAAGUGCUCAUGUGAAGAUUACAAGUCCCUCUGUCACAACAUCAUCUUCCAUGUCCACCAUUCGUAAUGGUAAGAGACAUUUUGUAGUCUUAAAGAAUUUGGGUUUCUGGGGAAAUGUUCCUCAAGAAACUUUGUUUUAAUUUUCAGUUUUCCUCUCUCUUGCUUUCUCUCUUUUUUCCACGUUUUCUAUUCUAUGUAAUUUAAUUUUUUAUUUUCUGUGUGAAAUUGUCGGCAUAAUUACCUCUUUUUUUUAUAAAACCGUAAUCGCGCGUUUAAAUGAAUCAUUAUUUCAUAACUGAUUAUACAUUAAUUAAAGAAUGAAUUACAUUAGGAGGCCCAGUUUGGAGAAUAGACGGCCCCAGUCUCUAACGGGAUUUGUGCUGACAGCAAUGACAGGUUACCAAGGGUAAAAUAUAAUGAAUUCUUAAAUCGUAUUUGUCGACGCGGACGGAUUAGAAUUUUAGGUAUAAAACGAAAAUAGAAAUAAAAUCAGAGAUGUAAGUCUGAAACAAAAAGGAAAAGAAAGGGAUUAACAGCUAUGGAGAAGAUUAGCACGAACUGCAAACUUGGAACUGUGAAGAAGCUGCUAUGAUUAACUAUACUCUGUAUAUUCACUUGGCAGUUAUAUAUUUUCAGCGUCUUUCAGCAUAGGCACCAAGUACUCGUCACCAGAUUGCGCAUCUUGCAGAAUUGGAGGAACCAUCACAGUGACCAUGUCAUGUAGCAUCAAGAUGCCACCUAACGACGAUAAGGAAUGUGACAAGGACGAGUUCAAUAAAAUCAGUUGUGGUUACGUUACUAUGGUCGAUAAAAUGUACAGCUGUGCUGAGGUGAAAAAGAAUUUCCCCUACUAUGAGAAUAAACACUUGAAACCUGUAAAACAAUGUGAUGACGUCUGUCCAGCUUCCGGCUCAGGUUGGUCUAGUUUAACUCUAACAACAAUUGUUAUAAAUCAUUCAUUUUACAACUGGGAGAUGUUACGGUACAAUUAAACCGACAAGAAAAAAUACCCUUUUAAAAUGGGGUGCUUUUGGAUUGAGUUUUGUAAAACCAAAACCAAAGUUAUUACCAAGGCCAAUCAGAAGAUAGGAGAAAUACCUUUCACAGCUAGUAAGAUUCAAAGUAAAAACAAGCAAACUGCCUGAAGCGCGGGACAACGCGUGCGACGAAGUCGUGAGUGGCUUUAAUUUUGCAUCGAUGUGAUUGGUUGAGAGAGUGGCUGCGAUUUUUCCGGACCAAUCACAGAACGAAGUAAAGCAAACCCAACGCAAUCUCGGAUCAAUAUUCAAUUUUACUAUUUCAGGGGAACAACUCCUAAACAAUACAAUCUGCCCUUAACUAAAACUAAAGUCACAUCAAACCGACUACUAUCGUAAAAUCUCUUCUGAAACUCUCGACUAUAGGCAUACCUCCACUGCAAACCACAAUAGCUUCUGGUAGCUUCUUCAAAAGACCUUCUUUGCCGACAAAAAAACUUCUUUACUCGGUGACCGGCUUAUUUAACAUUUAUAAGGCAUUCUAAAAGGUACCGGUGACUUCAAAAUUCCUUUCUUUGUAGCCGAUAAAAAAAAGUAAUUUUGAAGUUUUCAGGACAUUAUUAUUGUAUUGCUUGAUAGAAUGUUCUAGAAAGUUCGCGAGAGUUACAUCCUGACAUGAGACAGAAACCACAUUGCAGAACGAACAAGCAAAUUUCAACUGAUAUUCUCAUGGGAACGAACUAGUUCAAGAAUUUUGCAUACGCUCUGUAUCUAAAGUUACUCUCCACCACAGAGAUCCUUGAAUUUAAAUCCAAUCUGUUUUGUUCUUUUCUUCAGUGUUGUCCGCUAACCUCGUGUUCAUUUUCUCAUCUGGUCUCGCUGUCGGCCUGUAAGUACUUAUCAUUUAGCUUUUAUUAAAGUCAGCUUAUAUUCUUCAAUCAACGUAACAAUGCCACUAUCCGACAUUAUGAUUCAAUGUGAUCUCGAUCGUAACAAGAACUCUACCACAGGACCUCUUAACUGCUUCAGUUGUUACUUUGUCUCCAACAGACAUUUCUGUUAAAGAUCAACAAACUUUAUUCGUCACAAUUUUAAAACUCUGAGGUGCAUGUAGUUCAUGCACCUCAAAGAAAAUCCAAUUUUCCCUAAAAAUCCGUACGAAAGAAGAGGAGAGAGGACCCUGGGAACGAGAUUGAAACACGCUGUACAUCUUAACGGCUAUGUUAGAUGACGAUCCGUCUCCUCUCCCAUAAUAUAUUAGUCCUUCCCCGCACUGUACCACAGGUAACCCAGCUCGUCGAGUCCCAGAGCUAAGUAGGACUGGAAUAUGGCAUAUAAUUUGAAAUAAGCGCUAAAUUUUUAAUUUUUUUCGCAGAUUAUCGCGGACUCUGUGAUCCACCGACCUUGAAAAAGCUGUAGUUGCCAACACGAUAAACCAACUCCAUUUCAGUUUUUCAGGAGUAAAGCCGUAGAAAAAGUACAUUUGUAUUAAAUAGAGGCUUAGUAGAUACAAGCCAAGUGUUUGUUGUAAGAAAUGCUAGUGCGGAAAGUUAAGUAUUUCAGUAGAGGCAAUAGAAAACACUACUGACAUGAAUAGAAACAGCUUGUUGAUAGAGAUUGUGUAUUCAAAUCAUUUUAUUGAUGUUUAUUUACUUGAAAACGACGAUGUUAAGAUACGUGACUUAUGAUUCGCGUUAUCUUCUUGGCAACUACGACUACAAAGUGAGGACAGAGACAAAGCUGAUGCGGGUUCUCCCGCUGAGACAACAAUCCUUUUCUCCAGCGAGUUUUCAUUCUGAGGAGUCGAUGACUAGAAGCGCUAAAGGAGUAAAAGGUGCUACGAACUUCAUCGCCAUGUUACAGAUGCACUACUGCGGUUGCUAAAUUUGCAGCUGUUACCGCAAUAUUUCUUUUGUUGAGUGAGAUAUGUGACAGAAAGAAACUUUUCUGAAAACGGCAACUUUAUCUGUUUUGGUUUGGGCCUAUCCCCGCGAAAUGAAACUAAACAAUGAGAAUUUUAAAAUUGCCCCUGUUGAACCACGAUGGUGUUGCUAUGGAAAUAUUGACGUUCCCAUUCUUUUACGCAUAUGAAAUUUCUCGUACGUUACAAGCAUGCGCACUCAUCUUGCCGCUCUGUCUUUUUAUGCGUAGUUCAGCUGCCUUUGUUUAUUAAGGUUACUCAGACGUUUUGUAGAACGGUUCUACUUAUCAAAGGAAAAAAAACCCGGGGUGUGUCAAUUUAUCAUUUAAAGAGCUAAUGUGAAGAUGAAGAGUUUUGGGAAUCCCUGCUUUAGCUACCAAGUGCUAUAAGCACUCGCCUUCUCCGAAUUUAAAAAGAGCGUUGGUAGAGAAUACAUUGGCAGAGAACCCAGAAGAAAAUAGAGACAAUGAAAAAUCACAAAAGUGUUCAUAAGCUGCAACUUAAAAAUAAGUUAGAGUACUAUCGCUUCUUCCGCCUUUCUCCCCAUGAAAACAGAAGCCUGGUAUUUUAUCGAUUGAAAUGUUCUGGAGGUGAGGUGACAAGCCGGUCAGGUGGGAUACAACGAAGGUCGCCCCAACCCCCUCUCUUCCACAAAGAAUGCGUUUACCGAGAUCUGAAAUCCUCUCAACACCGGCUGAAACACAAAAAGGUCGGAAAAAAGGCCUCGGAUAUCGUUCGCCCAUGUACUCACUGGAGCAAGUAAUUCCUCUCUGGAAAUUGUUUUGUAAAUAUUCAAGCCCUAGGGCUAGGGUUGGAUUGGUUUGAAAUGUCUGAUUCUCGUUUCCUUAGCAACAAAAAGGCUGAAAGUUAUAAGCCCGAGUUUCAGUUUCCGGUUAUUUUAUCCAACAGGGAAGGCUUUCUUGAUCUCGGCGACAUUUACUAUAUUUAAUUGAGCACAAAACCGUUUACAUCAGUGGAGAUUAUUUGCAAGGUAUGGAUCAUCAUUUUAACUCUUUGUUUCUAUUGUUCAUUUAGUGUUUAUGGUCAAACGAUGUGCGUAUUCAGAAGGUCGAAUUUCGUCGCUUCGAAGGCAGAGAGAAUGAACUGGCCAUCCGUUUUAAUACUUAAUUUCUCAACGACUCACCAGUCUUCUUCAUUUGAUUUUGCGGCCAAGUAAUUUUUACCACCCGUUCGGUGCACAUUUUCUCGCGCUAAAACGAGCACCUUUCCAAUCUUGAAUCAUACAGUCUUAACAAAAGUAAACACUUUCAGCGAAACAUCUUAACUGUGAGGCUAAACAAUUUACUUAAUUUCCUUUGAAGUAAAUUUGAUAAAAGUAAUCAUUGAUUUGAGGUUUACCUAGGCCUAUUUUCAUCUCCUAAUGCUGAUAUCAGUUGCAGACUAGAUAUCAAGAUCUAGUCUAAAUUAUGAUGUUGUUACGAUUCAACAGAUAGAGGAAAUAGGGAGUGAAAGAGAGCAACAACGGCAAUAGAAACAAGAACGUAGCGAAACUUAAGAUCUAAUGAGCAAAACAAAAGCAAAACACGUGGGUUUAAAAACUUUGUACAUUUCUUAGCUGUCCCAUACAGAACAAAAACGUGACAUCACAAACUUUUACACUCUCUUUGUAAGAAACUUCGACAGCAAUUAAGUCAAGGUUUACAUUGAAUUCAACAUUACAUUCACAUGCUAUGCAGAAGCGAAGAUGUCGUACCGUCAGAAACGGUUAACGCAUCGAGCUAUCGGCGAAAAUCUUACAGGGAAAUAAGUUACGUUUUUCCACAGGUCGCUGUAGUAACAACUUAAACUCUCUAAUCUUGUAAAUACCGCAGACUGAGAGUGUAUUUGUUCCUUAGCCAGCCUCCUACAGAGCGCAUUUUCAAUAAAGAUGUUCGCUUUUGAACCCAAUUUUAAUGGCGACUGAUAAGGGCAAUCCAUCGCACUCUUGGCACGCAUUGUGAUUCUGGAAGAUAAAAGACGUUUUCAAGUUGGCUGUCUGAUGCAAGUUCAGACCCAAUACUCUGUUUACUUGAAAACGAGCUUCAUUUCCGGGUAAUUAUAGUCCUAGGCCCAGUUGUAUAAAAGUGGAUAACGCUAUCCAACGGAUAAAUCGCUAUCCGGCGGAUAACUGAUAGCUAGACAUAUAUCGUUAUCCACCGGAUAGAGUUUUAUCCAGUGGAUAGCGUUAUUCAACCUUCCAACAACCAGGGCCUGCUCUUUCUCAUAAACAGACCGAGUCGCUGUGUCUGUAGCUCGAGGCGGUGGACAGAUACCGCCACGCGAGAAUAAAUUUACCGCUUCCCUUCCCACGUUAUUAAAAUUACGCCAAAGAGACAUUCUAAAGCCAGCAAAACAAAACCUUGGUGGGCGUCAGUCAAACUAAGGUAUUCAUGUAAAAGAAAUGGAUUGAUCCAAAGACAUAGCUUACAACUUCUUACCCAAAUCUAUUAGAAAACAUUCGACUCUUGUUCGCUAUAUUGAAUUUUUCUCUUUGUGUUUGUUAUCAUGAGUUAAUUGCAAUACUUUUUGCUUUCGCUUUGACAGAUGACUUCCCCUCACCGCCUAAAGUUUGUAUUACUUUUGAUAUGUUGUAUGCAACAUGCACUUGCUUCAAACUCAACAAGUACCCCAAGUGCCAAUGUGUCUACCAUAAGUAAUGGUAAGAGACAGUUUUGUAUUCUUAAAAACUAAGAACAACAGAAUGAAAAUCUAACAGUAUGGGGAAAGGUUGGAAGUUGGGUUUCUAGGGACAUGUCCCUGAAGAAACUUUGUUUAAUUUUCAAUUUUUCUCUCCCUUGCUUUCUUUCUUUUUUCUCGUUUUCUAUUUUACAUAAUUUCUUUUUUUAUUUCUGUGUGAAAUUGUCGGGAUAAGUACCUUUUCUUUUAUAAAAACCGUGUUCGCGUGUUGUGCUAAAUCAUUAUUUCAUAGCUGUUCAUAACUAAUUUUAAUUCUUUAAAAAGAAUGAACUGCAUGAGGAGGCCCAGUAUGGCGAAUAGACGACCCCAGUCUCUCACCGGAUUUUUGCUGAUAGCAGUGACAGGUUACUAAGGAUAAAAUAUUAUGAAUUUUUAAAUCGUAUUUGUCAACGCGGACGAAUUAAAAAGGCCCAGUUAGGAGAAUAGACGGCCCCAGUCUCUAACGGGAUUUGUGCUGACAACAAUGACAGGUUACCAAGGGUAAAAUAUAAUGAAUUCUGAAAUCGUAUUUGUCGACGCGGACGGAUUAGAAUUUUAGGUAUAAAAAGAAAAUAGAAAUAAAACCAGAGGUAAGUCUGAAACAAAAAGAAAAAAGAAGAGGUUAACAGCUAUGGAGAAGAUUAGCACGAACUGCAAACUUGGAACUGUGAAGAAGCUGCUGUGAUUAAGAAUACUCUGUAUAUUCACUUGGCAGUUAUAUAUUUUCAGCGUCUUUCAGCAUAGGCACCGAGUACUCGUCACCAGAUUGCACAUCUUGCAGUAAUGGAGGAACCAUCACAGUGACCAUGUCAUGUAGCAUCAAGAUGCCACCUAACGACGAUAAGGAAUGUGACAAGGACGAGUUCAAUAAAACCAGCUGUGGUUACGUUACUAUGGUCGAUAAAAUGUACAGCUGUGCUGACGUGAAAAAGAAUUUCCCCUACUAUGAGAAUAAACACUUGAAACCUGUAAAACAAUGUGAUGACGUCUGUCCAGCUUCCGGCUCAGGUUGGUCUAGUUUAACUCUAACAACAAUUGUUAUAAAUCAUUCAAUUUACAACUGGGAGAUGUUACGGUACAAUUAAACCGACAAGAAAAAAUACCCUUUUUAAAUGGGGUGCUUUUGGAUUGAGUUUUGUAAAACCAAAACCAAAGUUAUUACCAAGGCCAAUCAGAAGAUAGGAGAAAUACCUUUCACAGCUGAUAAGAUUCAAAGUAAAAACAAGCAAACUGCUUAAAGCGCGGGACAACGAAUGCGACGAAGUCGUGGUUGGCUUUAGUUUUGGAUCGAUGUCAGUGGUUGAGAUGGUAGACCGUGAGUUUUCAUGACCAAUCACAGAACGAAGUAAAGCAAACCCAACGCAAUCUCGGAUCACUAUCGACAUUGAAUUGAAAAUUGCUCUAUCUUCUGAAACAAAACAAUUUAUUCAAUUUUACUAUUUCAAGGGAACAACUCUUAAACAAAACAGUCUACAAUUAAUUGAACUUGAGUCCACUACUAACGUAACCUUCAGUCGCCACAGAAACAAACUCACAUCAAACCGACUGCUACCGUAAAAUCUCUUCUGAGUCUCUCUUGUAGCAACCACAAGCAAAGUAAUUUUGAAGCUUCCACUACAUCAUUAUUGUAGUGCUUGAUAGAAUGUUCUAGAAAGUUCGCGAGAGUUACAUCAACAUGUGACAGGAACCACACUGCAGGACGAACAAGCAAACAUCCACUGAUAUUCUCUUGAGGACGAAGCAGUUCAAGAAAUUUCAAUACACUCUGUAUCUCAAGUUACUCUCCACCACAGAGAUACUUGAAUUUAAAUUCAAUCUGUUUUGUUCUUUUCUCCAGUGUUGUCCGCUCACCUCGUGUUCAUUUUCUCAUCUGGUAUCGCUGUCAGCCUGUAAGUACUUAUCAUUUACGCAAUAUUUUAUUAAACCCAGCUUAAGUUCUUCAAUCAAACAAUGCCACUAUUCGACAUUAUAAGUCAAUGUGAUCUCGUAACAAAAAUUCUACCACAGGACCUCUUAACUGCUUCAGCUGUUAUUUUGUCUUCAACAGACAUUUCUGAUAAAGAUCAAUAAACUUUACUGGUCACAAUUCCAUACACCUCAGAGAAAAUCCAAGUUUCCCUAAAAAUCCGUUCGAGAGAGGAAGAAAGAGGACCCUGGGAACGAGAUUGAAACACGCCGUAUAUCUUAACGGCCAUGUUAGACGACGUCACGUCUCCUAUCUCAUAAUAGAUUAAUCCUUCCUUGCAAUGUACCACAGGUAGCCCAGCUUGUCGAGUCCCAGAGCUAAGUAGGACUGGAAUAUGGCAUGUAAUUUCAAAUAAGCGCUAAAUUUUUAAUUUUUUUCGCAGAUUAUCGCAGACUCAGUGAUCCACCGACCUUGAAAAAGCUGUAGUUGCCAACACGAUAAAUCAACUCCAUUUCAGUUUUUCAGGAGUAAAGCCGUAGAAAAAGUACACUUGUAUUCAAUAGAGGCUUAGUAGAUACAAGCCAAGUGUUUGUUGUAAGAAGUGCUGAUGCGGAAAGUUAAGUAUUUCAGUAGAGGGAAUAGAAAAUAGUACUGACAUGAAUAGAAACAGCGUGUUGAUAGAGAUUGUGUAAUCAAAUCAUUUUACUGAUGUUUAUUUACUUGAAAACGACGAUGUUAAGAUACGUGACUUAUGAUUCGCGUUAUCUUCUUGACAACUACGACUACAAAGUGAGGACAGAGACAAAGCUGAUGCGGGUUCUCCCGCUGAGACAACAAUCUGUUUUGGUUUGGGCCUAUCCCCGCGAAAUGAAACUAAACAGUGAGAAUUUCAAAAUUGCCCUUGUUGAACCACGAUGGUGUUGCUAUGGAAAUAUUGACGUUCCCAUUCUUUUACGCAUAUGAAAUUUCUCGUACGUUACAAGCAUGCGCACUCAUUUUGCCGCUCUGUCUUUUUAUGCGUAGUUCAGCUGCCUUUGUUCUAUUAAGGUUGCUCAGAAGUUUUGUAGAACGGUUCUACUUAUCAAAGGAAAAAAAACCCGGAGUGUGUCAAUUUAUCAUUUAAAGAGCUAAUGUGAAGAGGAAGAGUUUUGGGAAUCCUUGCUUUAGCUACCAAAAGUACCAAGUGCUAUAAGCACUCGCCUUCUCUGAAUUUAAAAAGAGCGUUGGUAGAGAAUACAUUGGCAGAGAACCCAGAAGAAAAUAGAGACAAUGAAAAAUCACAAAAAUGUUCAUAAGCUGCAACUUAAAAAUAAGUUAGAGUGCUAUCACUUCUUCCGCCUUUCUCACCAUGAAAAAAGAAGCCUGGUAUUUUACCGAUUGAAAUGUUUUGGAGGUGAGGUGGCAAGCCGGUCAGGUGGGAUACAACGAAGGUCGCCCCAACCCCCUCUCUUCCACAAAGAAUGCGUUAACGAAGAUCUGAAAUUCUCUCAACACCAGCUAAAACAGAAAAUUUCGAAAAAAAAGGCCUGGAUAUCGUUCGCCCACGAACUCACUGGAGCAUGUAAUCCCUCUCUGGAAAUCGUUCUGUAAAUAUUCAAGCCCUGGGGCUAGGAUUGGAUUGGUUUAAAAUCUCUGUUUUCCGUUUCCUUAGCGACGAAAAGGCUAACAGUUAUAAGACCGAGUUUCAGUUUCCGGUUAUCUUACCCAACAGGGAAGGCUUUCUUGAUCUCGGCGACAUUCACUAUAGCUAGUUGAUCGCAAAACCGUUUUUAUCAGUGGAGAUCAGAUGCAAGGUAUGGAUCAUCAUUUUAACUCUUUGUUUCUAUUGUUCAUUUAGUGUUUAUUGUGAAAGGAUGUUCGCAUUCAGAAGGUCAAAUUUCGUCGCUUCGAAAGCAGUGAGAAUGAAUCACCGUCCGUUUUAAUAAUUUCUCAACGACUCACCAGUUUUCUUUAUUUGAUUUUGCGGCUUCGUAAUUUUUAAUACCUAUUCGGUGCGCAUUUUCUCGCGCUAAAACGAGGACCUUUCCAAUCUUGAAUCAUACAGUCUUAACAAAAGUAAACACUUUCAAUGAAACAUCUUAAGUAUGAGGCUAAGCAAUUUACUUAAUUUCCUUCAGAAUAAAUUUGUUAAAAGUAAUCAUUGUUAUUAGGUUUACCUAAGCCUAUUUUCAUCCCCGAAUACUGAUAUCAGUUGCAGACUAGAUAUCAAGAUCUAUUCUGAAUCAUAUUGUUACGAUUCAACAGGUAGAGUAAAUAGGGAGUGAAAGAGAGCAACAACGGCGAUGGCAACAAGAAAGUAGCGAAGCAAAUGAUCUAAUGAGCAAAACAAAAGCAAAACACGUGCGUUUUAAAACUUUGUACAUUUCUUAGCCGUCCCAUACGGAACAAAAACGUGACAUCCCCAACUUUUACGCUCUCUUAGCUGGAAACCUCGAUAGCAAUUAAUUCAAGUUUUACAUUGAAUUCAACACUACAUUCACAUGUUAUGCAGAAGUGAAGAUGUCUUACCGUCACAAACGGUUAACGCAUCGAGCUAUAGGCGAAAUCUUACAGGGAAAUAAGUUACGUUUUUCCACAGGUCGCUGUAGUAACAACUUAAACUCUCUAAUCUUGUAAAUACCGCAGACUGAAAGUGUAUUUGUUCCUCAGCCAGCCUCCUAAAGAGCGCAUUUUCAAUAAAGACGUUCGCUUUUGAACUCAAUUUUAAUGGCGACUGAUAGGGGCAAUUCAUCGCACUCUUGGCACGCAUUGUGAUUCUGGAAGAUAAAAGAAGUCUUUCAAGUUGGCUGCCUGAUGCAAGUUUAGACCCAAUACUCUGUUUACUUGAAAACGAGCUCCAUUUCCGAGUAAUUAUAGUCCUGGGCCCAGUUGUAUAAAAGCAGAUAACGCUAUCCGACGGAUGAAUCGCUAUCUGGCGGAUACAUCGCUAUCCGGCGGAUAAGUGAUAGCAAAACGUAUAGCGUUAUCCACUGGAUAGAGUUUUAUAUGGUGGAUAGCAUUAUUCAACCUUCGAACAACCAGGGCCUGCUCUUUCUCACAAACAGACUGAGUCGCUGUGUCUGUAGCUCGAGGCGGUGGACAGAUACUGCCACGCGAGAAUAAAUUUACCGCUUCCCUUCCCAUGGUAUUAAAAUUACGCCAAAGAGGUAUUCUAAAGCCAGCAAAACAAAACCUUAGUGGGCGUCAGUCAAACUAAGGUGUUAAUGUAAAAGAGUGGAUUGAUCCAAAGACAUAGCUUACAACUUCUUACCCAAAUCUAUUAGAAAACAUGCGCCUCUUGUUCGCUAUAUUAAAUUUUUCUCUCUGUGUUUGUUAUCAUGAGUUAACUGCAAUACCGUUUGCUUUCGCUUUGACAGAUGACUCUCCCUCAACACCUAAAGUUUGUGUUUUUUUUGAUAUGUUGCAUGCAACAUGCACAUGCUUGUGUAUCAACAUGCUCAUGCUUUUGUAUGGCGGCCAAUUCAUCCAUGAUAACACAGGCAAACCCAUCCACGACAGCUUUUCCUACAAUGUCUACAAUGGCUGCAGUUCACGUUACAACCAAGUCAUCAAGUGCUGAUGGGAAUAUUACAAGUGCCUUUGUCACAAUAUCACCUUCCAUGUCCACCAUACCUAAUUGUAAGAGACAUUUUUGUAUUCUAAAAAACUAGGGACAACAGAAUGAAAGUUUAACAGUCUGGGGAAAUGUUGGAAUUUGGGUUUCUAGGGGUUUGUCCCUCAAGAAACUUUGUUUAAUUUUCAAUGUUUGCUUUCUUUCUUUUUUCUUUCUUUCUUUUCUAUUUUAUAUAAUUUCAUUUUUUAUUUCUGUGUGAAAUUGUUGGGAUGAGUACCUUUUUUAUAAAAACCGUGAUUGGGCAUUGUACUGAAUUAUUAUUUCAUAGCUGUUCAUACAUUAAUUAGAGAAUAAACUGCAGGAGGAGGCCUAGUAUGGAGAAUAAACGACCCCAGUCUCUCACGAGAUUUUUGCUGACAGCAAUGACAGGUUACUAAGGAUAAAACAUUAUGAAUUUUUCAAUCGUAUUUGUCGACGCGGACGAAUUAAAAAUUUUAGGAAUGAAAAAACAAUAGAAAUCAAACCGAAGAGGUAAAUCUGAAACAAAAAGAAAAAAAGAAGAGGAUGAAUAGCAAUGGAGAAGAUUAACACAAAUUACAUAAUCAAAACGUUAAAUUUCCUGAUAAGACGUUUGGUGUUGUUGAAGUGAAACAGAAUUUCACGUACCAUGAAAAAGAACACUGGAAACGUGUAAAUCUAUGUGAUGACGUUUCCCGGCUUCCGUCUCAGGUUGUUCUUGUUCAACUAUAAAAAAAAAUUGUUACAAACAUUCGUUUUACAACUAGGAGGUAUUACGGUGUAAUAAAACCGACAGGAAAAAAUACCCUACACAAAUGGAGUGGUUUUCCAAUUUGUCUUCUUCUUUAGUGUUGUCCGCUCACCUCGAGUUCAUUUUCUCAUCUGGCCUCGCUGUCGGCAU